UCCGCCUGGGAGGGGCGCCCCGCCUGCCUCUUGUCAGAUCCAGUAGUGGGUCCCAGUGAGGCGCUUUAGCACGCUCUACCCCCACGUGUCCCGUGAAUCUGUUAGCUUUGCUCAUUUCUUCUUUGUCCCCCCUCACAUCUGACUUUUACUAACCCCAGUAUUAUUAAUGGGUGUCAUCUCAUCUUUUCAUCUCUCCAGGUUAUUCUUUGGUAACUUUCUGUUAGUUUUGUGCACCUGCGUGUCUCCUAAGAGCGGAAAGACAUAGUUGUGUUAGGCUUAAUUCAAGAGAGACCAGUGUUCCCAUUUUUAUAUUUAAGACUGUGUUUUGGGAGGGCGGGGGUAGGUAUUCGUGCAGUUAGCAACUCCUUUCGUGAUACUUAGUGCACUGAAGUGUCAGGGCAGUGCAGAAGGUACCUCCAACACCUGGCAGGACAGAUGUCCCCACAUGAGCAAGUAGUAUUCUGGUUUGGUAAUUGCUGGUGUUUGAUUUUACCAUUUCGCGUUCUUACUUUAAUCUGAUAACCGCUGAGGAUUGUUAUGUGAGAUAACUGAGGCUCUAAGAACUUAACUUCUCAAAGUUACAGUUAACUCUUCGAGUAAGGGGAAAGUCAGAUUUAAUAUCAAUGCUUAUGUUAUUUUUAUCAAAGCCCACCUAACUGAAUAAGGAUUUAGGUUAAACGUAUUCCCUCUGCAUCUCUUGGCAUGUGAGAAUUAAAUCUUUGAAUUGAAUGGUGAAUCUUGACUGUACGAGAAGGAAAAAUCUUGCAGGCAUCUGCCUAAUUACAGGUGUCUCACAUGUAUCUUCUAACUGCUUGCUUCUCAGAGUGUGACAAGUAGCAUAGGCCUCACCUGGAAGCUUGUUGGAAAUGCGGAAUCUCAGACUCUCCCACCUACUGAAUCAGCAUUUGCUUUUUAACAGGAACCUUUAACUGACCAGAGUGCUCAUUAAACGAUGAGAAGUAUUCUUUGUCAUAGAAUGAUUUGUUUGUCCAAGUUGAACUAAACAAGAGAAAGUAAAGAAUUUAAGAUUUUAUUCAUGUGCAUGGCAUAGAAGAUGAAUUCUUCCACUUCCACCAUGAGUGAAGAGCCUGACGCUCUAUCGGUAGUUAACCAGUUACGGGAUCUAGCAGCAGAUCCGUUAAACAGAAGAGCCAUCGUCCAGGAUCAGGGAUGUCUGCCUGGCCUUAUUUUAUUUAUGGACCAUCCCAACCCUCCAGUCGUCCACUCCGCUUUGCUUGCUCUUCGAUACUUGGCAGAAUGCCGUGCAAACAGAGAAAAGAUGAAAGGAGAACUGGGUAUGAUGUUGAGCUUACAAAAUGUUAUACAGAAAACUACAACUCCAGGAGAAACAAAACUUCUGGCCUCUGAAAUCUAUGACAUUCUUCAGUCCUCCAAUAUGGCAGAUGGUGAUAGUUUUAAUGAGAUGAAUUCACGUCGAAGGAAAGCUCAAUUUUUUCUGGGAACUACAAACAAACGUGCCAAAACAGUGGUUUUGCAUAUAGAUGGCCUUGAUGAUACGUCUCGGAGAAAUCUAUGUGAAGAGGCUUUGUUAAAAAUUAAAGGUGUUAUUAGCUUUACUUUUCAAAUGGCUGUUCAAAGGUGUGUGGUGCGAAUCCGUUCAGAUUUGAAAGCUGAGGCUUUGGCAUCAGCAAUAGCAUCAACCAAGGUUAUGAAAGCUCAGCAAGUUGUGAAAAGUGAAAGUGGAGAAGAGAUGUUGGUCCCAUUCCAAGAUACUCCUGUGGAAGUUGAACAGAACACAGAGCUACCUGACUACCUGCCUGAGGAUGAGAGUCCCACAAAGGAACAGGACAAAGCGGUGUCCCGGGUCGGCUCACACCCAGAAGGUGGAGCUAGCUGGCUUAGCACAGCUGCAAACUUUUUAUCCAGAUCAUUUUAUUGGUGACUUCACUUUUGGGCUCAAGGACUGUGUGAACCAACAAGGGGCCAGUUUUCCAUUGUUGUGGUGAACUGUCAAGUGCAAUUUGCAAUAAGUUAUCAUGAAAAGUUUUUAGAUUACACGAUCGCAUAUGCUGCAUUUCACGUUUUAUUGGACAUUUUACCCCACUGAGUGGUAAAAAGGACAGAGGCUACAGAUGGAGUUGCUUUGUUUAUGAAAGUAUUUUGGUUUGUUUUCUUUCAUUUAAUUGCCUCAUAUUUAAAAACCAUGGGUCCACUGUUAAAACCACAUGUGUAUGUGCAGCUUUACAUUUUAUUUUACGUGAAGCAUGUGAUUAGGAAAACUCAUUUUCUUUUCAAGCCUCAGGACCUACCUGAAGAGAAGUUUUCUUGUAGCUCAAGUUGUGCAUGAAUUACUGAAUAUUUUACUGUGCUUUUCUUCAUGAAGGGUACAUGCUUUGUACUCUUCACUGAAAGCUGAAAACAUUUCUUGUUACCCUCUUUUGUGCCUUUUUAUUUUGCCAACCGUGUUUAUAGAAAGGACAUUACUAAUGACAUUUUGCAGAUUAAAAACAUUCAUUUGAACACAGUAGUCCCCUAGAAAAACAACUCUACAAAAAUUUUGCAGCCUUAUUCAUUAUAAUUUUGAUAAAAUUAACACAAAAUCAGUCAAGAAGGAAACAUGUAUAUUAGUGAAGUGUUUUUGGAGACUGUUUGAAUGUGACCAAAUGUGGUUCUAGUUGACUUCUUUUCACUUUGGCUUAUAUCAAUUCUUGAGAGUUAAUGUGAUCAUGAUAUUGCAAACAACUAUAAAUGGUCUCUAGGCCUUACUUUGUGAUUAUACGUUAUCUCCGGCUAGAAAAAAAUAAUGGUAGUAAAGAAACUGACAAACUGAAAAUAAGAAAACAAAAAUCAAAUGCCUAUAAUACCAUAAUGCCAGUUUGGUAUAGAGUCCAACUUUAAAACAUGAAUUGCUCGACAGAGUUCUAUUCAGUAGGUGUUUCUUUGUAUUGUCUUUUGUGAAUUUAUUAUGAAAAUGCUGCGUUGUGUUGAAUGAAAAAGACCCAAAUUACUGCUUAUGAAGAAAUAAAGCCAGCAUUGAUCACUUAAUCCUGUUUCUCAUGUCCAGCCAGAAAAAAGAACUUCAGUGAAGGUAAGAUAAAUAAAUACAUACACAUAUGUUUUUUUGGUAGAUAAGUGCUAAUUACAUAUAUGUAAUGCUUUAUUAAAUUUCUGAAAUAUUUGGUAACUAAAAUUUUCUUUUUGGAAAUUAAUAAAUCCAGAUACAUAUUAAUGUUGAUAUGAGUAAAAACAAAUAGGAAGAAAUUGAAAUUUCUUUUCAUCAACAUGUAGAGCUGCUAUUUUACUAUUUGGAGAAUAUGAUGUGAAAAUUGGACCUCAAAGGGUUUCCUUGUGUUUUCAUUGUAAAAUACCAUCAUCAGUGAGAGUCUUGAGUUCACUAACAUUGUCACCUUCUGGAGAGAGAGUUAAUGGGGGGCAUUGAGGAUGAUAUUUUUUUACAUGUGUUUGGUUUCUGAUUCAAGUGACACGCACAAACUGAAAAAAAAAAAACAAAAAAAGCAACAAUAACUUUCAGGGCACCUAUUGCUCUAAAUGCAUAAUAUAACUUGCUGCCAGAACCAGAUGUGUUUAAAAAAGAAAAUAAAACCACCUUCUUUCUAUAGCCAUUAAAGCAAACUUUACUGUUCUAACAAAUUUGUAUUUUAUUUUGCAUUGCCACACAUCUGCUUAUUUAAAAACUACAUCCCUUUGGUAGUAAUGUUUCAGGACAAGUAGGUAUUACAGCUUGAUGUUUGUGUGUUCUAAUUCUAAGAGUUCUUUAUUCCAGAUCAUAUAGAGUAGUUAAGACAACUGUAACAGCAUUUUUUGAAAUACAUUGUAAAAUAAUAAAAGGUAACAUAAUUAAAAUCGAGUGGAUAUUA
This is a messenger RNA of Homo sapiens (human), 3839 nucleotides long. It is a transcript of the gene ARMC1, whose product is annotated as armadillo repeat containing 1. The record is from RefSeq and is a predicted model, not a curated record. NCBI's taxonomy places the organism in Eukaryota, Metazoa, Chordata, Mammalia, Primates, Hominidae. Bases 1055 to 1903 code for a protein of 282 amino acids. Gene Ontology annotation, cellular component: mitochondrion; cytoplasm; mitochondrial outer membrane. Gene Ontology annotation, molecular function: metal ion binding. The transcript has 7 exons.